CAAUGCUUCAAGCCCAAACUCACGUCCCAAAUCCAUGGAAGAAAGCGCUCCUCCACCUCCCCCUCCUCGCCCAGUCACCACCACCUGCACCGUCAGAACCCGAAGCUUUAGAGGCAUCUCCGCCUAUCCACCACCACCAAUCCCUCAUCUCCUCCAUCAAGGCGCUCUCCGCCCAGGGCCACCUCUCCGACGCCUUCACUGCCUUCUCCCUUCUACGUCUCCGCUACCCCGCUUCCUCUCUCCUUGUCCUCCAUUCUCUCUCAUCCCUCAUCUCAUGCUCCUCUUCCCAGAAGGCCGCCCGUCAGGGCUUGCAGCUCCAUGCCCUCACCCUCUCUUGUGGCUUGCAUGACCACCCUUCUCUACUCCCCAGGCUAACCUCCCUCUACAUCACGUUUGGCCUCCUCCCGGAUGCCCACGCCCUCGUCUUUUCCUCGCACAGUUUGGAGGUUCUCCAUUGGAACCUGUUGAUCUCUGCGUACAUGAAGGACGACCGCCCUUCCGAUGCGCUCCUCGCCUAUAGGCAGCUGGUUCAGAUAGGCAUCCAGCCUGAUAGAUUCACCUACCCGUCGGUUCUUAGGGCUUGUGGCGUCGUGCUCGACCUGGAGUUGGGGAAGGAAGUGCACAGGUCAAUUAAUGACAGCUUCAUGGAGUGGAACAUUUUUGUCCAGAACGCGUUGAUCGCAAUGUACGCAAAGUGUGGCGCCUUAGGUUUUGCGAGGAAGCUGUUUGACGAAAUGCCGGAGCGAGAUGUGGUGUCAUGGAAUACUAUGGUGUCAGGGUAUGCAUCACGGGGAAUGUGGGAGAAAGCAUUCCAAUUGUUCGAACAGAUGAGAGCGGAGAACUCAGAGGUGAAUAGCGUUACGUGGAACACAAUCGUCGGUGGUCAUUUGCAAAGGGGCAAUCCUAGAGAAGCAUUGAGAUUGAUCUCUGAGGUGACCAUGCAUGGGUCUGAGAUUGACUUUGUGACGCUGGUCGUUGGUCUGAGUGCUUGUUCUCAUGUUGGAUCUUUAAAAUUGGGGAAAGAGAUUCAUGGGUUUGCGACUCGUUGCUGCGGUGAGGGGAUUGAGAGCGUCCGCAAUGCACUGAUUACAAUGUACUCUAGAUGUAAAGACAUGGAGCACGCUUGCCUUUUGUUUCAAAAGGCCAAAAUGAGGAGUUUGGUCACAUGGAAUACAAUGAUUGCCGGCUUUGGCCUGUCAGACCAAGCAGAGGAAGCUUCUUUUGUAAUUCGAGACAUGGUACAAUCAGGAGUUCAACCAAACUAUGUAACCAUCGUGACAUACCUCGCCUUAUGUACCCGUGUUGCAAACCUUCAGCAUGGGCAAGAGUUGCACUGCUACAUCACUAAACAUGAUUUCAAGGGAUACCUAUUACUCUGGAACUCCCUUAUUGACAUGUACUCAAAGUCAGGAAGAAUCUUAGCUGCUAGAAGGGUCUUCGACUUGCUGACCAACCGUGAUCAGGUGUCAUACACUUCAAUAAUAGCAGGUUACGGAAUACAAGGUGAGGGAACUGCUGCCUUGAAACUUUUUAAUCAGAUGAUUGACAGUGGGAUCAAACCUGACCACAUAAAUAUGGUGGCAGUCCUCUCAGCUUGUAGCCACUCUGGACUUGUGUCCCAGGGUCAUAAGCUCUUUAAAAUGAUGACUGACUCAUAUGGCAUUGCGCCACAGAUGGAGCACUACUCUUGCAUGGUUGAUCUACUUGCUCGAGCCGGUUUGGUUAAAAAGGCAGAGGAACUUCUUCAUAAAGCUCCACUACAGCCGACAGCUGCAAUGUGGGCAGCUCUUGUUGGGGCAUGCCAGGUAUAUGAGAACACUGAGAUUGGAGAAAGAGCUGCAAAGAAGCUCCUAGAGAUGGGGACGGACAAUCCUGGGCACUAUGUGCUGAUUGCUAACAUGUAUGCAGCUGCUGGAUGUUGGGAUGAGCUUGCAAAGGUGAGGACAUUGAUGAGGGACUCGGGUGUUAGAAAAUCACCCGGUUUGGCUUGGGCUGAUUUAGGGAAUGGAUUUCAUCCUUUCCUAGUGGGGGAUAGGUCGAACCCCCUGGCACCUGAGAUAUAUGAGGUGUUGGAUACAUUAACUGGGCAAAUGAGUGAUCCUGGGUCAAUAGAAAAUUUGGAUUUGGAAUUUGUCGUUGACAUUGUAGUGUGAGAGAGUAACAGGGUUCAGGUGAAAUAUCAUCUCCUAGCUUCUUUAAGUGACCUGUCUAUGUAGACUAGAGUCAAAGAAUUCUUACAAGUACUCUCUGCCCAGGAUUUCAAAAUCAAUGGCCGACAUGGGCAAUAGAUCAUGUGAGCAUAUGGACAUAUUGAACCUUAGGAUUGCUCAUUGGUAUACUGACCGAUAACAGACAACUCAUCGCAGAUUCACAAGCAGUGCAGUGAAAACUACCAGUUGGACUCAGUAUUAUCGAGUAAAUUGCUGCAACUAAUUCUCUUUGAUUGAAGAACAUAAAUUUUUUUGUCAGCUGAGUGCUAGUCAAUGGCUGAUCCUAGAGUCUCUACAGUAGAAAUGCAAACCAGUUACUCCCUCAUAAUCUGGUUCUAGUUAUGUAAAAAUGGCUAAUCAAUAAUGCUUACUUGUCUGGCUCAAGCUGACACAACCUACAGAAAUAGUGGCACUCAACAUUGGAUAGCCUCAUCUUGCAGGGGUUCAGACUGAAGAGGUGGGAAUUCAGUUAUUCAGUGAAUUUUGCUAGUCAUUUAUAUCAUGGUCUUGUGAUUAUUUCAAAUCUGUCAUUAUUUUACAACGGAU
Molecule: messenger RNA, 2756 nt
Organism: Musa acuminata subsp. malaccensis (wild Malaysian banana)
Lineage: Eukaryota; Viridiplantae; Streptophyta; Magnoliopsida; Zingiberales; Musaceae
Source: RefSeq, a predicted model, not a curated record